UGCUACUACAAUUACAUUGAUCAAUACAUAAUAUUGUUACAAAUUGACAGUCAUAUAAACAAAUGUCCUAUAAAAUUAGUGGAAAAAACAAAAUGGGUUUUUUCAACUAUUGUGUAUUCAAUGUUUAUUGAAAUAUAAAAUUAACAAUGGAUGAAUCAGAAACAGCCUUUACUCAGAUGGAAUUUGCUGUAGAAAUGACGAGCCAGAAUUGUGUUCGUGUUAUUGAUGACUGUCUUCAACAGGUUCAAGGUAUCAAGGAGUAUAACAUAAACCUACAAGAUGAACAGGUCACAUUGAUAACAAACAUUCCUUCUGGCAAAAUUCAACAGAUUUUGGAAGAAACUGGAAGAAAAGUCAUUUUACGUGGACAAGGUGGAACACAGUUAGCAGAUGGUUUUGCAAAUCAUAUUGGAGCUGCAGUUUCAAUUGUGUCUGGUGAAAAUAACAUUCAAGGAGUCAUACGUUAUGUUCAAGUUGACAAAGACAGAUGCAUAAUUGAUGGAACUAUAGAUGGUCUUGCCCCAGGCUUACAUGGUUUACACAUUCACGAACUUGGUGAUCUUUCAGAUGGAUGUAAUAGUGUGGGAAAUAUUUACAAUCCUCAAAACGAGAACCAUGGAGGACCAAAUAUCAAAAAAAAACAUGUUGGUGAUUUGGGCAACAUCAAUGCAGAUACAAGAAAACGUGCACAAUUUCGCCUGCAAAGUCAUGAUAUUAAGGUGUGGGAUGUCACUGGUAGGUCAGUGGUAAUAACAGAGAAAGAAGAUGAUUUGGAAGGUGGUGAUUUGCAAUCAAAAAUUGAUGGAAAUUCAGGAAAGAGGCUAGCUUGUGGUAUUAUUGCUCGAUCAGCUGGAUUGUUUCAGAACAGGAAGAAGAUAUGUGCUUGUACUGGAAUGACACUUUGGGAAGAAAGAGAAUUAGAAACAAACAAAACAUCAGCAUAGAAAUUCUAAUAGUAUGCAUGAAAAUGGAUAAUGCUAUGCACCAAUAAUUGAUGGAAUAGCUCCUCAAAUAAGAUUCACACAAACUUAUUUGUAAUGUAAACAUUUUAUAAUUCUGCGCCACAUAAAUUACUUCAAUUGGCAAUGCUUUUGGUAGUGCAUGUGACUAGAUAUGGUGGAGUAUAUCACUGUCUGUCUUAAUUUCAUUAGUUUGCCCCCUCAUUAUUAGCUUGGUAAUUUAUAUAUUUGUUUAUCAUUUGCAAAUGACCUAAUCAAGUCAUCCAAGCAUAUUUUCUCACUCAUGCAAUAAACCUUUUAUUUACGUCGAAGCCUUUUUCCAAAUGUCAAUAUAGCUUUGUUUUUGAUGCCAUAACUAAAAAUAAAUAAGAUGAAUAAACAGUAAUUUUUUUGAAAAUAAA
This is a messenger RNA of Xenia sp. Carnegie-2017, 1360 nucleotides long. RefSeq names its product copper chaperone for superoxide dismutase-like. NCBI's taxonomy places the organism in Eukaryota, Metazoa, Cnidaria, Anthozoa, Malacalcyonacea, Xeniidae. Gene Ontology annotation, molecular function: copper ion binding. The record is from RefSeq and is a predicted model, not a curated record. The coding region runs from base 147 to 944 and encodes 265 amino acids. Gene Ontology annotation, biological process: removal of superoxide radicals. The transcript has 9 exons.